Larimichthys crocea (large yellow croaker) is the source of this 2067-nucleotide messenger RNA. Its product is annotated as lysophosphatidic acid receptor 6. Gene Ontology annotation, cellular component: plasma membrane. Gene Ontology annotation, molecular function: lysophosphatidic acid receptor activity. The coding region runs from base 416 to 1399 and encodes 327 amino acids. Gene Ontology annotation, biological process: positive regulation of Rho protein signal transduction; phospholipase C-activating G protein-coupled receptor signaling pathway. The transcript has a single exon. The record is from RefSeq and is a predicted model, not a curated record. Lineage: Eukaryota; Metazoa; Chordata; Actinopteri; Sciaenidae.
AAUUCUUACAGAAUUAUGUAAAAUGACACGAUCAUUAGUAUCCCCAAUAUUGACUAAAAAUUUUUUUAAAAGACUUUAAGGGCGUCACUAAAGGUCUAAUUACUGCAGUGUACUGGUAUUACACUCUGCAUGUAAUGAAACUAAAUGUUUGCUUCUUUUAUGGGGACAGGAAGAUGCGGUUAAGUCUUUAUUGAGCGCAUUCGCAGGUCUGUCAUGUUGAAUUUCAAAUAUUAAUUCAGCCGUGUUAGCUGUGUGCUCAUGUCACCUCUGUAAAUUUACAUUCCAUAAAAAACAGCAUUUGUGACUUCAUUAAGUUUUUACUUGCCAACUAACUGACCUGGUUUCUUCCUCCCAUCUCAUGUCCAAACAAUAUAAUUUCCCCCAGAUGUGAGUGAGCAGCGAAUCAUUUUGGGUCAUGGAGACGUGGAAUAUGACUGAUGUGCCAGCCACACCGUUCUCACCUCUGUCUAACUGCACUGUGGACACCAGCUACCGCUUCACCUUCUAUAAAGUGUCCUACAGCGUCAUCUUCUUGCUCGGGUUGGCCACCAACGGCGUUGCCCUGCGCAGACUAUGCCAGUCUCCCUGCACCAUCAACAGCACAGCCAUCUACAUGAUCAGCCUGUCAGCUGCCGACAUGUUUUUUGUCAUCUCUCUACCCCUGAGAAUCUACUACUACCACCAGAAAGCCAGAGCCUCCAAGACGGGGGAGUCCAGUUGGACGGCUGGUGCGGCGUACUGCCACCUCACUUUCACCGUCAAAUACAUCAGCCUGUACGGAAGCAUCUUCUUCCUGGUGUGCAUUGCUGUGGACCGUUACUUUGCUGUUGUGCACCCACUGGCUUCAGCACUCCGCAGGUUGCGUGUUGCACAGUUGGUAAGUGGGGGGAUCUGGUGCCUGGUGCUGGGGCUCAGUGUGGGCCUCCCUCUGCUGCGCUCUGCAGCCGCUCGCCACCACGAGCCCUGUCUGCUGGACCCGUCCUCCCAACGCCACCGCACCAUCAUCCUGUUAGCUCUGGGCUUAGUCUUUGGCUCGUUUCUGCUGCCCACUGUGCUGCUUCUCUACAGCUACUGCAGAGUGCUAAGUGUGCUACGCCAGCCAAGACGCCGCUCCCGCAGCCAGCGCCACAAUCGUCAGCACACUCUCAAGGUUAUUUACUGGGUGCUCGGGGUCUUCCUGCUGUGCUUCGUGCCCUAUCACAUCAACCUCCUGGGAUACACCCUCACACAUGUGGGGCUGCUGCCCCACUGUGGCCUGGCCAAGGUGACCAAGGCUGUGCACCCCGUGGUGCUAACUCUAGCAAGCUCCAACUGCUGCCUCAACCCAUUCAUCUACUAUUUCUCCAGCAGCAUGGGACACAAAGAGGUGCAUGGCGGUGGAGGCAGCGGCAGCCAGUGAUACUGAUCGUCACUGAAAAGGAAAGGUCUUUACUGGCCCCCCAAAGUGUAUUUUGGCAUCAACUGCAUUAGGCUGAACAGGUUUUCUGUGUUUACGUUAACACUGCUGAGGGCAGCACCUCUGGUCCGGUCAAAGAAGUUCCUUUGUAUCAAAACAACUUCAGCGUGUUUGUGAAAUAUUGAUGACAUUUCUCGCAUGUAGUGACUUUUUAAGGCUGCGUAAAUGCAGGUUUUUCCAUCCAUUUGAGUGCAGGUAGUGUGUUUGGGCGGCAGCAGUGCAGGCCGCAGCCACCUGCUACAGAGAAGUUGAGCUGGAUCCAACUUUUGGUGAAUCAGACAAUCAGAGCAGAACCUCCAUAUCCAGGUGGAUUCAUGGACUAAACUCUGAUACUCUACCUGUUGUGUUCUGGCUUUGUUUAUUUCAUGCACAGAGCUUCUCAAUUUGUGUCUGACUCGCAAAAUAGUGACACGAAGAAGUUUAAUUUGGUUUGUGUCCGACGGUUUGAGAGACAGCGAAAGGGGGAAAUCCUGUCUGAAUGAGUCUCAUUUGACAAAAUAAAGGUUAUGAUAAAACGGUAUGGAUGUAAACUCUGUUGGUUGUUUUGUUUUUUGUUUUUUAAAGCUGCUAUAUAAAUAAAGUUAUUAUCAAAAUACCGUAAUGUGAUAAAA